AUAAAUACUCUUCACUCCCCUUCACUCUUUCUUCGCCUCGCCCCUCAGAUCUUGCAUCCAUUAUCAUCUCCUCAUCAUAAAUCCCCGUCCUUCUUCUUCUACAAUGGCAGAAUAUGAAGGAGUCUUGUUGGGUAUGGGUAACCCCCUUCUCGACAUUUCAGCCGUUGUUGACGAAGGUUUCCUCACCAAAUAUGAUAUCAAGUUGAACAAUGCUAUCCUUGCUGAAGACAAGCAUUUGCCCAUGUAUGAAGAAAUGUCUUCCAAAUACACUGUAGAGUACAUUGCUGGAGGUGCUACUCAAAACUCAAUCCGAGUUGCCCAAUGGAUGCUUCAAAUCCCUGGUGCAACGAGUUAUAUGGGCUGUGUUGGAAAGGACAAGUAUGGUGAGGAGAUGGCAAAGAACUCAAAAAGUGCUGGUGUUAAUGUGCACUAUUAUGAGGAUGAAACCGCACCAACCGGUACAUGUGCUGUCUGUGUUGUUGGUGGCGAGAGGUCUCUUAUUGCCAACCUGUCUGCUGCCAACUGCUACAAGUCAGAGCACUUAAAGCGUCCAGAGAACUGGGCACUCGUUGAAAAGGCCAAGUACAUCUAUAUUGCUGGAUUUUUCCUUACGGUGUCUCCUGAAUCAAUUCAGCUUGUAGCUGAGCAUGCUGCUGCGACAAACAAGGUUUUCACAAUGAACCUAUCUGCUCCAUUCAUCUGUGAGUUCUUCAAGGAUGUUCAAGAGAAAGCCUUACCGUAUGUGGAUUAUGUUUUUGGAAAUGAAACCGAAGCAAGAACCUUCUCAAAGGUUCAUGGCUGGGAGACCGAUAACGUGGAGGAGAUCGCAAUCAAGAUCUCUCAAUUGCCUAAAGCAUCCGGGACCCACAAGAGGAUUACCGUGAUCACUCAGGGUGCUGAUCCUGUUGUGGUUGCUCAGGAUGGGAAAGUUACGACAUAUCCCGUCAUCUACUUGCCAAAGGAGAAACUCGUUGACACCAACGGAGCAGGUGAUGCAUUUGUUGGAGGUUUCUUGUCUCAGUUGGUUCUUGAGAAGCCAAUUGAGGAAUGCGUGAGAGCCGGGUGCUACGCAUCCAACGUGAUCAUCCAAAGAUCAGGCUGCACCUACCCCGAGAAGCCAGAAUUUAAGUAGAUUUUUAGAAUUUAUCCCCCAGUGGAAGGUGGUUGGGCCAAUUUUCUUGUGCCGGUUUCUAUUGGGGUCUUCUAUCUAUAUUGUUGUGCUACUUUGCAUUGUUAUUUGCCUCCUAAACCAAAUUAGCUGGUGAAAGUUGAGGUUUACUAUACCUGUUUACUUUACUUUUGCUUCCGUUUGAUUUCAGUUGCUGUAUGUUUUUGAAGCCUGAGUUGUGUCGUUUACAGCGAUGAAUAAAUUUUGUUGUAACCUCUUUGCUCAAGAUUAUCAAAGGCUGAGUGUUGAUUCUGGUUUUAUA
Molecule: messenger RNA, 1430 nt
Organism: Helianthus annuus (common sunflower)
Lineage: Eukaryota; Viridiplantae; Streptophyta; Magnoliopsida; Asterales; Asteraceae
Product: adenosine kinase 2
Exons: 11
Coding region: 104-1132 (342 amino acids)
Biological process (GO): purine ribonucleoside salvage
Cellular component (GO): nucleus; cytosol
Molecular function (GO): adenosine kinase activity
Source: RefSeq, a predicted model, not a curated record